Molecule: messenger RNA, 8592 nt
Organism: Lineus longissimus
Lineage: Eukaryota; Metazoa; Nemertea; Pilidiophora; Heteronemertea; Lineidae
Exons: 10
Coding region: 1497-2471 (324 amino acids)
Biological process (GO): protein phosphorylation
Molecular function (GO): ATP binding; protein kinase activity
Source: RefSeq, a predicted model, not a curated record
GUCUUUGUCGGAUCGCAACAAGUUUUUUUAAGUCGACCUGGAAGAAAAUGUUCUGUCAAUUUCAAAGACGUGGUUCAGCUCUCAGAAAUGAAAAGCCAUCUGUAUUGCCAGAAUUUUUAUUUAAUAAGGGGUUUUCAAGUUCUCGUGCAGCAUGUGGUGAAAAUGAGCCAUAUAAUAAUUAAACGGAGUAUUCACGCAUGCAAUAUCAGGAAAUGGAUUUUUCGUUUACAGCCUCGUCAUUGACCUCCAUUGGUUUGCGCUAAUUUCAGUUGUUCAUUCUCAAAUUAGUGGAUAACUGUAAGAUUCGAAAAUCAUCUUCAGAAAUAGCAGAAGUCCACGACCAUAACGACUUGUAGUUGGCGAAGUAAGAUAUGCGAUCGAUCAGAUGUGGCCCACACUUUUAGUGAAUUAAUUUAAGGAUAAUAAAACGUGUUAGGAAUGGGCGGUCAGUGAAUCGCGGUGGUACAACCAAGGUGAUAUGGAAGUCACUUGAUAUUCAUAUCACUGCAAUUUUGCAGAUUGCUGAUGACGUCUAAACAAUUAAAUUGAAUGGUAAAAUUAAGAUAUAGUUCUAACGCCAAAGACAGUCUACGUGUUCGUUCAGUUUAUAGUGCACCAAAGCGUCUGAUGAAACGUUGAAGCCUUGCACUGGAUAUGCAGCAAAGAAUAGCAAACCACGUUGAUCCAAUCAGAAUCGUAAUAUUCAUUAAUUCAGAACAGUGAAAACAAAAUAAGUCUAGCUGACAUUGUCAUCGUAAGUAAUUUUUGUAAUCAAAUGUGCGUGACUUCUGAUGCUGAAAAAGGAAAAUUAAUUAAUACUGGGUUAUCGGACCGUACAUGAAAUAUUUUAUCAUAUUUACACCCUAAUUCUAAAAUAGUUGCUUCUAUCAUCACAAGCUUCAAUUUCAAUCAACAAUCUCAUGUCAAAUCGUUUAAUAUAAAUAUCGAAUAUCUGUUUUCAGGGGGAUCCUGGAAGAAUCCGACGCGAGAGAUUGCGGGAAGUCCGUGAUGAAAAAAUAGCCAACGAUGAAACCAGGUUAAAGUGUAUCGAAAAGCAACUUCCUGGCGAAGAAUCGAAGAAAACCGACAUUAAGAAGAGGCUUGACGAAGCUAAUACGCUUUCCAUUCACCUUCGAGCGCGUAAAGAUGGUCGAAAAGGGCAGCCAACCCAAAUAGACGAUGAUAUAGAACAAAACCGUAUCAAGCUAAAAGGACUUCAAGAGGAGCUAAAAAGUCAGUCCGAUACGGUUACCAAGAUAUCGGAUGAAAGAAAAAGAAUAAGGAAGCGUUUGGAUGAAGAGACAAAGAAGGACGAAGCCCUUUGUAUCUACCUUAGUGCUUCCAUUGAUGACAACCAAUAUCAACAGCUAGAUUUUGAUGAGGCGCUCACUGACGUGAUUGGUCUGGAGACAAAAACUGCCAGUACGAUCACUGACCUUUGGAAUAUCUUAAAGAGAAGUGGUAAAAUAGAGAUUGCCGAUUACAGAUGCCUACAUAUGUGGCUGAUAUAUUUUUGUAACACAUUUGAUGUGAGCCACGUGAUAGAUGAAAUAAAGAAAACAGAAGAUGCCAUUUUGGACGCAUACGACACAAAGGAGGAGCGAAGCUUUUCGGAUUAUCAACAGAUAAAUAACGGUGUCCUCGGUGGAGGUGGUUUCGGCAUAGUUCACUUGUACCAACAUAACAAUACCGAUGAACAGAUCGCGGUCAAGGAACUAAAAUCCCACCCAAAUGAAACAACCAAGGAAGAUAAAGCCUUUGAGGUUGAGGUGAGAAUAAUGCGCGAGCUCAGUCGAUUCGACCAUCCCAAUAUCGUUCGAUAUUUCUUUGAGCAUACUGAUGUGGGAUCCGGCAAGUUUUACAUUGGAAUGGAAUAUAUGACCGGGGGAUCUUUGGCAGGGAAGAUUAAAAAAACACCUCUUCCUGAAGAUGACCUAAGGCACUACACGCAUCAGAUCCUCUGUGGCGUUAAGUUCCUCCAUGAGAAGCACAUAGCCCAUCGGGAUAUCAAACCUGCCAACGUCCUUUUGAGCCUCGACGACCCCAUUAUCAAACUGGCGGACUUCGGAAUCUCGAGGAAGCUCGAAGCCAGUCUUCUGACCCAUGGAGCAACAACAGCUGGUAAAGGAACAGUUCAGUACAUGUCACCGGAGGCAACAAGGGGUGAGGACGACGAGAAAAAGGGAUAUGGCUUAAAGACAGAUAUCUGGAGCGUUGGCUGUGUUGUGUUGGAAAUGGCCAAGGGAACUCGUCCAUGGAGUGAGUCUAUAAAUGCAGGAAAUCUGAUGUUUAGGAUUGGAAAUGGUGAGGCUCCUCCCGUUGCUGAAAAUGUUCCUGGUGAUGUGAAAGAUUUCCUCAAGAAGACCUUCAUUUUGGUCCCUAAAGAUCGAGCAUCUGCCGAUGACCUUCUCGAAGAUAAGUUGCUCGCUGGUAUCACUUCAGACGACAGUGGAAAUGUCCGUCUCUCUUAGGCCGACAGUGGAAAAGCAGGUACCUCGUCAGCCGCCAGUGGAAAAACAGGUACCCCUUCAGCCUACAGUGGAAAUGAAGGUAUCUCUUCAGUCGCCAGCGGAAAAGCUGGUUCCUCUAUAAGCCGACAGUGAAACUUAAGUUAUCUCUUCAGCCGACAGUGGAAAUGCUGGUCUUUCUUUAGCCGACAGUUAAAAUGCAAGCAUCUCUUUAGCCGACAGUGGAAGUACUGAUAACUGCUGCCGACAGUGGAAUUGCAGGUAUCUCUUCUGCCGACAGUGGAAAUACAGGUAUCUCUUCAGCCGACAGUGGAAAUACAGGUAUCGCUUCAGCCGACAGUGGAAAUACAGGUAUCUCUUCUGCCGACAGUGGAAAUACAGGUAUCUCUUCUGCCGACAGUGGAAAUACAGGUAUAUCUUCUGCCGACAGUGCAUAACGAGACAAACAAAGAAGGUAAUUUGUUCCAUAUUAUGUUUCAAACAUGCUAAUGGAUGUUACAAGAUUAGGGCUCAUAAUUCGGAUACAUCAAACGCUAUAUAAGUCGGCUAGUUUCCCCAAAAGAGAGCUCCGCCUCGAGAGGUGCGCGCAGAUCAGAAAGAGGCGAAUUGUAAUGUAAUAACUGUAGCAUAUAGACGCACUGGGUCUAAUGUUUUAACGCAGAUUGUAAACCUGUAAAUGUGCUUGCCUCUAUAUUUUUGCGAUUCACGAAAUGAAAAACUAAGAACUUGUUUUUCGGGGACUUUUUGGCAGAAGAGUAGACGAUUUUAUAUCAGUUUUUCCGAUAAAAAUAAAUUUUUGCAAAUUUUUAGUUUCACUUAGAAUUAAACGAGAUUACAUCCGAAUUCGCAAAAAUAAAGAGCCAGGCCAUAUUGUACAGCUACAGUAUCAUUAUUUGUCAAAGCUGAAUUUGAUUUCUUUUUGUAUCCAAGAAACUUAAGUUAUAUUGAAUUUCUAUUCAUACUCCAGUGUAAUACUAUUAAACAUUAUGAGACGUGCUCUGGCAAGUGUAGGCGACUAGAAUGUGGAGAAAAGGGAGAAAGGGCUACGAUUUUAAAGAUAUUUUUCCUCGAAAUUAUUUUUGUGUACAAGUCACAAGGACUUCCUUUUAAAUAAAGUUCGUAGUGUAUUUUAAAGUUGAAAACAUCAGAUAGGGUGAUGUGAUGGUUUUCAUGAGUUUUGUGCAGCCUAUUCCAGCGGUAAUUCAAUAUCCCAAAAUGAUAACGACAUGUUAAAUGUUUCCCAGUUUUUCAAGAUUACACUAUGCGUAUUUUCAACUGUGUUUGUUUUAUUGAAGCCAAAGAAUUGUUCCAUUUUACGAACUUUGGCAAAAUGGUUGUUUCCGUGGUGCAGUGGUCAUUGUGAGCUUCUAUGUUCCAUCCCAGGUCAGGAAUCAGCGCCAGAUCAACGUCGAAUUGACGCCGAAAUUUUAGAAUUGACGUCGAUUCCUCGAGAACAUUUCUACCGACUAUUUCUAGGCAUCAAAUCGUCGAUAACGCAGACCGAUUGAAACUAUACGUGUUUCGAUUUCUGUCGAUCGUAUCUAUGGCAUUUCAAUGUUCUGGCGACCAACGAAAUGUUGUGAAAUGACCCUCCAAAAUAUUGCCCGACUCUGCCUGAGACAUUUCAAGGUCCGAUUUUAGCAUUGCUUCGCAAAUGAAAAAAUGAGUAUCAUAUCGCUGUAUAUUUCAGCAUGAUUACUAUUGGUCCCUCCGAGUUGUUUGAGUUAUCAAUAUUGACGUCGCGCACUGGUUGUAGUGAUUCACAUGGGUAAUCUAGCGACGAACCCUGCCAUCGCGGGAUUAGAGAACAGAGGAUUUUGUUGCAAACAGUAUGUUAUCCUUGGUCAUGAUAAUGUCGAAUCCUUACAAACAAAAUCAUGUUUAGAUGUUAACCAAGUGUCGGGUGAGGAGUGUGCAUUGACUGCUGCACCACACGAAACAGAUAGUUGAAACCUGCCCUAACCCAUUCAUAUUGUAUCAGCAGUGUUGUAUGUAUUGUACUGCAUCAUAUUUCAUAUACUCUAGAAGCAUAAUGUACUUUAGGCAUACGGUAUCAGCAAUGAGCAAACUGUAUUUCUUAUAUAAGCUUGAUAUUUUAGAUAUUAGUUAUAGACAAUGACAGAACUGUAUUUCUUAUAUGUAUGCUCGAGAGGCUUGAUGUUUAAGGCACAAGGUCAUGAAAGUAUGGGCCACGAGAGAACUGUAUUUCUUAUGAUCGUGAAUGGACGUCAAGCUUGAUGUUUUAGGCAUACGGUAUUAACAAUGAUAGAACUGUAUUUCUUAUGAUCGUGAAUGGACGCUAAGCUUGAUAUUUUAGGCAUACGGUAUCAACAAUGAUAGAACUGUACUUCUUAUGAUCGUGAAUAGUCGUCAAGCUUGAUAUUUUAGGCAUACGGUAUUAACAAUGAUAGAACUGUAUUUCUUAUGAUCGUGAAUGGACGUUAAGCUUGAUAUUUUAGGCAUACGGUAUCAACAAUGAUAGAACUGUAUUUCUUAUGAUCGUGAAUAGUCGUCAAGCUUGAUAUUUUAGGCAUACGGUAUUAACAAUGAUAGAACUGUAUUUCUUAUGAUCGUGAAUGGACGUCAAGCUUGAUAUUUUAGGCAUACGGUAUUAACAAUGAUAGAACUGUAUUUCUUAUGAUCGUGAAUGGUCGUCAAGCUUGAUGUUUUAGGCAUACGGUAUUAACAAUGAUAGAACUGUAUUUCUUAUACGCUCGUGAAGCUUGAUAUUUUAGGCCUAAUCAGUGUGUGACCCAGACAGUAAAACGAGUCAAAGCGAAUAGAAAACAAAUUUUUGGUUGCAGUUUCUUUUUGAAAACUCCAUUUCGUGAGAUUCAGAGUGACGUGAAGACGUCUUUGUUUGAAAAUUGAUAAUUUUUGGGGAGAAUAAUUCAUGCUGAGUAAUGCAGUUCCCAUUUUCAAGUGCAUUUGUAUCCAAAAAUUCACCUGGUAAUCGACAUGCAAUGUUUUACUGGCUGCGUCACAUAUUCUGAUGCGUAUUGUAUCAUAGAAACGUAAUGUUUUGCUUGCAUUGUGUGAAUUGUAUUUCUAUUUGUACUCUAGAGAAACUUAUUAUUAUCUUGAUGCAUUAGGGCCGUUGUAUGAAUGGUAUUCCAUUUCUGUGCUCUCGAAGCUUGCACCUAUACAUUGUUCGGCGCGGCUUAUUCUAGCGGAGAGCAAAGUUUUACACAGAUAAGAUCACUUGUAAAACGUUCCUCUGAAGUCAACAGUAAUAGUGAGUUUUUGCUGUCCCGUUCCAAGAACCGAUCAACCGAGAUUGAUCGACUGAUGCGAAUGACUUCAUCAAUUUCUGAGCUGGUUUUCUUGAUCUCAAAACCGGAUUUUGUCAACCAGGCCUUGGUACCCAGUUGCCGAACCGUGAUUCAGAAUAGCAUCCAGAAAUUUGUGCGGUAUACAUUCUUUUACGCGAUAAACUGGCGAGAAACAACACAAAGGUUGGUUUGUUAACCAAGAGGGCUGAUGAUAAAACAGGCCGAAAUCUUGGUUGUGAAUGCCUGCAUGCAUUUCUAUACGGGGAAUAGGAAACCGUUUUUGAUAUUUCCGAUAAUGAGAACGGGAACGAGGACCGUUUUCGGUGUAACGGGAUAGCGAAACCUCACUCAUAAGACUAUUCAGAUGUCGGUAUCCUUCUUUCCUCUAGAAACUUUUUAUAUAAGUGUUUAUACGGUUUGAUUUUAAAAUCUCCUUGUGUUUAGAGGAACGUUUCACAAAAGGAACACUUUAAUGAAAUGUUGCUCUGAACCAGAAGCAAAAGUCCGCAAACCAUAAGACUAUUGGUGGAAAAUGGAAUUCUACGAUGAGUACAAUUCAAUGCAUAUGGGCCAUUGUGUUAAUUAUAUUCUAGAAUCUUAGGAUUUUUAUGCUUGAACUAUGUGGACAGUAUGUCUUUUUGUACUCUAGAACAUGUAACUAAUACAUGACGCAGGACAGCAUAACAACACAUUGACCAGGAAAGGCGAUUUUGAGUUAAAAGUUCUGUUCAUAAAUCUCCGUUGUAGUUCACGACCAAGAUGGUAGUGCAAAGAUCUCACCAGCUUAACAUUUGACAAUUUGAUGGGAAACGAAUUGAUGCUAAUCAGUUACGUACAUAUAUUUCCAAUUGCAUCCUGCUAAACAAGAUACUUGUGACAUUAUGUUAAUUUUGCUGUAUACUGCGUCACGUAUUUUGAUACAUAUUGGGCCAAUGUGUGAAUUGUAUACUCUUUAGAAGCGUGUAAUAUUGUUAUACAAAUAGGGAUUGUGAGAAUGAUUUCUCGUGCUCUAGAGAGAAGCAUGUACUUUUUGAUGUUUAAGGCAUACAGAAUGGACAAUGGGAAAUAUGUAUUUCUUAUACAUGCUUGUGAAGCUUGAUAUUUUAGGCAUACAUAAUGGACAAUGGGAGAGAUGUAUUUCUUAUGUAUGCUUGUGAAGCUUCAUAUGUUAGGCAUACGGAAUGGACAAUGGGAGAGAUGUUUUUCUUAUAUAUGCUUGUGAAGCUUGAUAUUUAGGCUCAAUCAGUGCGUGCUUUAUUUUUGAACUCGACAAACUUGUGACCCAGACAGUAAAACGAGUCAAAGUGAACAGAAAACAAGUUGGGUUGCAGUUUAUUUUUGAAAACUCCAUUUCGUGAGAUUCAGUGUCACGUGAAGACGUCUUUGUUUGAAAAUUGAUAAUUUUAUGGGAGAAUAAUUCAUGCUGAGUAAUGCAGUUCCCAUUUUCAAGUGCAUUUGUAUCCAAAAAUUCACCUGGUAAUCGACAUGCAAUGUUUUACUGGCUGCGUCACAUAUUCUGAUGCGUAUUGUAUCAUAGAAACGUAAUGUUUUGCUUGCAUUGUGUGAAUUGUAUUUCUAUUUGUACUCUAGAGAAACUUAUUAUUAUCUUGAUGCAUUAGGGCCGUUGUAUGAAUGGUAUUCCAUUUCUAUGCUCUCGAAGCUUGCACCUAUACAUUGUUCGGCGCGGCUUAUUCUAGCGGAGAGCAAAGUUUUACACAGAUAAGAUCACUUGUAAAACGUUCCUCUGAAGUCAACAGUAUAGUGAGUUUUUGCUAUCUCGUUCCAUGAACCGAUCAACCGAGAUUGAUCGACUGAUGCGAAUAACUUCCAUCAAUUUCUGAGCUGGUUUUCUCGAUCUCAAAACCGGAUUUCGUCCACCAGGCCUUGGUACCCAGUUGCCGAACCGUGAUUAAGAAUAACAUCCAGAAAGGUUGGUUUGUAAACCAAGAGGGCUGAUGAUAAAACAGGCCGAAAUCUUGGUUGUGAAUGCAUGCAUGCAUUUUUAUACGGGGAAUAGGAAAUCUUUUUUGAUAUUUCCGAUAAUGAGAACGGGAACGAGGACCGUUUUCAGUGUAACGGGAUAGCGAAACCUCACUCAUAAGACUAUUCAGAUGUCGGUAUCCUUCUUUCCUCUAGAAACUUUUUAUAUAAGUGUUUAUACGGUUUGAUUUUAAAAUCCCCUUGUGUUUAGAGGAACGUUUCACAAAAGGAACACUUUAAUGAAAUGUUGCUCUGAACCAGAAGCAAAAGUCCGCAAACCAUAAGACUAUUGGUGGAAAAUGGAAUUCUACGAUGAGUACAAUUCAAUGCAUAUGGGCCAGUGUGUUAAUUAUAUUCUAGAAUCUUAGGAUUUUUAUGCUUGAACUAUGUGGACAGUAUGUCUUUUUGUACUCUAGAACAUGUAACUAAUACAUGACGCAGGACAGCAUAACAACCCAUUGACCAGGAAAGGCGAUUUUGAGUUAAAAGUUAUUUUCAUAAAUCUCCGUUGUAGUUCACGAGCAAGAUGGUAGUGCAAAGAUCUCACCAGCUCAACAUUUGACAGUUUGAUGGGAAACGAAUUGAUGCUAAUCAGUUACGUAUAUGUAUUUCCAAUUGCAUCCUGCUAAACAAGAUACUUGUGACAUAAUGUUAAUUUCGCUGUAUACUGCGUCACGUAUUUUGAUACAUAUUGGGCCAAUGUGUUAAUUGUAUACUCUAAGAAGCGUGUAAUAUUGUUAUACAAAUAGGGAUUGUGAGAAUGAUUUCUCGUGCUCUAGAGAGAAGCAUGUACUUUUUCAAUGGAUAUAUACAUCCAUUUCUGCUAAAUGUAACCUUAUAGACGUUGAGUGCGUAAAAGUACGGCAGCAGAU